AUGGAGGAACAUGUUCAAUUCUUGUUUUCAGUUCUUCAGAGAGCGCAGCCGAAGGGCUUUCAGGGUGUCAUGCUUUCGCAAAUCAUUGAGGCAGAUAAGCAGAUGUUCAUUCUUGCAAGCAACAACCUCAUGGGACGUCUAACGGCCUCGCCAGGGGCGGCUCCUGCUUUGGACGCGGAGAUCAGUAGACUGUCUAGGAGCCCUGACAGUGACAUCAUGCAGUAUUUGGCACCCUUGCAGAACCCUGUAAUCCCACAUGUACCUUGGACCCCUCCCAAGGGAGAUGGCAAAGGCAAGAAGGGAAAGGACAAGGGGAACAAGGGAAAGGUCGCGACAGGUUCAAAGUUAGAUUUGCCGGAGGGCUGUGUGACCAAAGAUGAUGCGAACAAGCCUUUGUGUUUCGCUUAUAACACGCACGGUUGCAAGAAUACCUGUAAGCAGGGCUGGUGCCUGAAGGUCCCUUCCAUUGAGUGCGUCCAUCAGUGGAGGGAGCGACGGGGGCGCAUUGCAAACUGGGGCCAAAUCACGAGUGAUGAUCUCUUGACCUUGUUUGAUAUGCUCCCUCAGGGAAAUCUUCAGAAGGGUCAGAGAGAAGUGAAACAGUCCUUCGUAACCGGCUGUUACUCCCAAGGUGGAUUCCGUGGGUUGCGUAAGGAGUGUGCAGAGUUUCCAUACGCAAGUCGUGUCAUGACCCGCUUUGUGCAGGAGCGUCUUCCAGGUCAUGUUUUCUCCACAUGUGGCAUUUUUGCAGACAGUCUCACGCCUUUGCAUCGUGACGGCCGCAAUGCGCAGUGGCCGAAUGCAGUUUUUCGCUUGAGUGAUUUUAAGGAGGGGGGCUUAUGGAUAGAGGGCCCUGGGGACGAUGUUCGAGUCUUCAAUUCUAAAGAGCUGGUUGGAGCGGUUCACGAAAUUGGGGACGAUCCGCUUAUCUUUGAUGUAGAGGCAGCGCACCAAUUGAACUUCGUGCUACCUCCUGAGGUGCCGUUGCCUGUGCAAACGGCGCAGCUGGGAGAACGGCUCAUAGUCUUGAAGCGAAACUUGGCGGUGGCGCGAGUGAAGCAGGAGGUGAAGAGAUGCAGUGAUGCUGAGGCGGAGCUUCGCAAGGCCAUGCACCCGGCAGUGGCUAAGGUUAUGAGCGGCAAAUCCAUUUUGGCGUUGGAAUCUUUACUCAAGUCCGAGGGCUAUGACGAUCUUGAAGUCAUCGGUUUCUUAAAAGAAGGGGUAAGGUUGGUCGGAACUUCCCAAUGCCCAGAAUGCUUUGAUCGUAAGUUUGUCCCCGCUUUCUUGACAGAGACGGAGCUCAUGGCCUCAGCGGCCACCAGACGAAAGUCCUUGUUGAGUAAGUUCGAAAGGGUAGACCCGGAGGAGGCACGGAUCUUGAAGGAGGCCACGGAUGAGGAAGUGGCCAUGGGCUUUUUGGAGGGCCCCUACUAUGAUCAGAGCCAGAUUACGGAAUUGCUGGGAACCAACGAUUGGACAGUCAUCAGAAGGUUUGUUUUGCUCCAGGGGGCAGAGCUAAAACCCAGACCCAUAGACAACUGCUUGGAAUCCCAAUUAAACGCGGGCUACAGCUCCAGCAUUCACCUGCGGUUACAAGAUUCGGACUACAUCUCAGCCAUGGCCCUCCACGUAGCGAGGGAAGUGAGCGAAGGCCGAGCGCACAAUGAUGCAUCGGAGUGGAAGGGCAAAACACUUGACCUCAGCAAAGCUUACAAGCAACUUGCUAUCCAUCCGAGUAGCGCAGAAAACGCAGACUCCACGGCGAGUGCGUUCUUGGAUGCCCUAGGAUGGCGUCACGCCAAGACGGGCGCAAAAGGCAUUGGUCUAGCCGCCCACGAUUGCUUCAGUGGAACAGGCUGGGUCUUCACAGGAAAGGUCCCGUUGCAGUUGCUUGAAUCUUGGAAAGCAGAGGUAGGAGAGCAACUCAUCUGCGAGAUCGAGAUGUUUGCUGUGCUAGCUUCCCUGCUGCAACUGAAUGCUCUUGUGUCGUCUCGCCGCAUAGUGUGGUGGGUUGACAACGAUGCAACCAGAGGUGUCAUGAUCAAGGGCGCCAGCCGCAGUUGGGCCAUGCACACUUUAGCCCGAGUGUUCUCUGAGCUCGACAGAGAAUGGCCAUCCAUGUGGUGGGUUUGCAGAGUCCCAUCCUACUCCAAUCCGGGGGAUGCACCGUCGAGAGACCAAGGAGAGGAGUCUUUGGUGACGGUCGGAGCAUCUUGUGUGCAACCCUUCUCGAGACUUGAAGAGCUUGUUGGAAGGAUCCAGGCCUUCAACCGAGCGUGA
Symbiodinium sp. CCMP2592 is the source of this 2280-nucleotide messenger RNA. NCBI's taxonomy places the organism in Eukaryota, Dinophyceae, Suessiales, Symbiodiniaceae. The record is from the annotation of a GenBank genome assembly.